CGCUUUUCGCUGCACGGCGAACGUGAUUGCACUUUUCACACAGUCGCCGGCAAGUCGGCUCUUUGGACAGUUGCUUGCUUCAUGCCGAAAUCUCAUUAGGCUAUUUCCGCACGUGUUCUCUUGUUUCUUCCGGCAACAAGUGAUUGCUGCCGUUUCAACUUUUGACAGUUGACCAGUCGCAUCGCGGGUUGAUUACUGAAUCAUUUUGAUUCAUUUUUUAAUGUAAAUAAGUUGUUUUCAUUUUUGUUUCACGUUUUUUGGUGUGUGAAUAAGGACUGUAAAGCAUCAGCUGAAAACAUGACCAAUGUCAACAAAAUCAGGGUGGUGGUGCUGGGAAGCUCCAGGGUUGGAAAGUCAGUCCAUAUGAGUUCCGAAUCUGAAAGUGAAGAUCCGUUUGCCGGGUAUGAUAGUGAUAAGGAUAAGGAAUAUUUUCCAUCAGAGAGCGACAGGAGGGAGCUUAACUCUUUUAAGUUACGGAAAUUUGUGAAAUUAUAA
This is a messenger RNA of Acanthoscelides obtectus, 495 nucleotides long. The record is from the annotation of a GenBank genome assembly. Lineage: Eukaryota; Metazoa; Arthropoda; Insecta; Coleoptera; Chrysomelidae.